Molecule: messenger RNA, 2316 nt
Organism: Sphaerodactylus townsendi
Lineage: Eukaryota; Metazoa; Chordata; Lepidosauria; Squamata; Sphaerodactylidae
Product: gastrula zinc finger protein XlCGF7.1-like
Exons: 4
Coding region: 579-1673 (364 amino acids)
Biological process (GO): negative regulation of transcription by RNA polymerase II
Molecular function (GO): DNA-binding transcription repressor activity, RNA polymerase II-specific
Source: RefSeq, a predicted model, not a curated record
AGAACAAGGCUACCAGACUCGGACCUUGAUUUCUAUAAGCCCUGAACACCUUGUUAAGAACCCACAAGCUGAGGUUACACUUGGACCCACAACGGAGGGGGGGGGAUGCUCCCCCCACUCCUCUGCCAUCCUCCGCCCCACGGGAAAGGAAAGCCACAGAGGCCGCGAUUCUAGAGAGGCCGCCAGGAGAGGUGGGGCGGGACGCCGUUGCCUUCCUUCCUUUCCGGCCUCCAGAGAUGGAGAAGAGCCCUUUGCAGCCCCUUCGGGAGCGACUAGAAGUUACCGGUUGCUGACCUCAGACAGAGUCCAGCCUUUUAAUAAAGCUGCACAUUGAUAUUUGAGAUCUACAAGAAACUCCUGAAAAGAAAGAACAGACGACAUACCAAGGAACAUCAGAACUUCAAAUCUGUUCAUCUUUGUGGGACUGGCUUGGCAGAAGAUACAGGCCCAAACUGCAAGAGAUGACCAGUGGAGUGAGGGCAACGAGCAAGUUCAUGAGCUAUUGCCAGAGAAAGAGAAGAAUGGAGAUUUGAAAGUUCUGGAAUCAAGGCAAACCAGAAAAGCGGACAGGAAGUCACAUGGCUGAGAAGAGGGAUGAAUCCAUUCCUGACCAAGGACAGGAUUGCCAUAAAGUAAUCCACAAAGUAGAGGAAACAUGUAAGUGCGUGGAGUGUAGAAUGAACUUCUCAGAUCACAGCCAAUAUGAAAUCCAUUUGCAAAUACACAGUGGAAAGAAGUCACAUCAAUGUCUGGAGUGUGACAUGACUUUCCUUAGCAGGGCAAAGCUCCUGAGGCAUCAAAGGACACAUCAAACAGAGAAACUUUAUAGUUCCUCAGAGUGUGGCAAGAGCUUGUCACAAAAAUCAGAUUUUUUUCAACACCAAAGGACUCGUUCAGGAAAGAAGGCAUUAAUCUACUUAGAGAGGAAACAGACCUUUUCUGGUAGAAGAAAGGGUAAUGUACAUAUUCCAAAACACAGCAUAAUGGGAGCACAAAAAUGCUUUCAGUGCGGAAAGUUCUUCAGCUGCAGAUCAAAGCUCCUUGUGCACCAAAGAACCCACACAGGAGACAAACCUUUUGAAUGCAUAGACUGUGGAAUGAGAUUCAGUCAGAGAGGCAAUCUCCAACAGCAUCAAAGAACUCAUACAAGUGAGAGACCGUUUGAAUGCCCAGAGUGUGGAAAGAGAUUCAGUAACAGUACCAUUCUCCAACGACAUCAUAUAACUCACACAAAUGAGAGACCUUUUGAAUGUUCAGUGUGUGGAAAGAGAUUCAGUCGGCGUUGCAAUCUUCAACUGCAUCAAAGAACUCACACUAAUGAGAGACCUUUUGAAUGCUCAGAGUGUGGAAAGAGAUUCAAUCAUAGUACCAAUCUUCAAACUCAUGAAAGAACUCACACAAAUGAGAGACCUUUUGAAUGCCCUGAAUGUGGAAAGAGAUUCAAUGUUAGUAGCAGUCUACAACGACAUCAAGGAACUCACACAAAUGAGAGACCUUUUGAAUGCUUCGAGUGUGGAAAGCGAUUCAGUCAGAGUAGGUAUCUUCAAAAGCAUGAAAGAACUCACACAAAUGAGAGACCUUUUGAAUGUUCCGAUUGUGGAAAGAGAUUCAGUCAGAGUAGGUAUCUUCAAAACCAUCAAAGAACUCACACAAAGGAGAGACUUUUUGAAUGAUCUGAAAAGAAAUUCAGUCAUAGUGGUGCUCAUCAACAACAUCCAAGAACACAGGGGAGAACCCUUACAUUUGCUUUGAAUGUUGAAAGAGAUUUAUUCAGAGGGGCGCUGUUCAACAGCAUCAAAAGAUCCAAACGGGAGACACCUUUUGAGUGCUUAGAGUAUGGAAAGAAAUUUAGCCAGUCUAGCAAUCUGGCCCGACACCUAAGAACUCAGACACAGAGAAGACCUUUUCGAGUGCUCACUGUAAUGUAAUGUUUUCUCCUCAGAUGGGGCACCCCAAUUUGAUCCACCAUCUUCUCCUGGUUUUUUUUAAGAGCACCCCAUUGAAAUUCUGAAGUACAAUGUAGAAAAUGUUCCAUCAGAGAGGCAUGAGGUCACCAGGGCUUUCAUGUGAAAGAAGGUUUGGUCACAUAAGCUAUCCUUAGCAGAGUUGAAUAAUGCACAUGUUGGGAAUAAGAGCUCCUGGUAGUUGGAAAUUAUCCCUAUUCAUAGUUAGCAGAGUGCACGGGUGGCUUAAACAGCACAGCAGAAGCCUUACCUCGUGUGCAUUUGUGUGAUGGAUCCCAACGUGCGGCAAGCUUACACAAAAGAAAGUCUGAGUCAGUUGUAGUUUCUAAUCUAAUAAAAAGAGUAUUUAUUA